Molecule: messenger RNA, 615 nt
Organism: Naegleria lovaniensis
Lineage: Eukaryota; Heterolobosea; Eutetramitea; Acrasida; Naegleriidae
Exons: 3
Coding region: 1-615 (204 amino acids)
Biological process (GO): small GTPase-mediated signal transduction
Molecular function (GO): GTPase activity; GTP binding
Source: RefSeq, a predicted model, not a curated record
AUGGAUAAAGCAAACAAGAUGGUCGUUGUAGGUGAUGGAGCCGUCGGUAAGACCUGUCUCCUUGUCAGCUUUGUUGAAGAUAAAUUCCCAGAAGAUUAUGUACCAACGGUAUUUGAUAAUUACAGCACAAAUAUGGUCGUUGAUAAAGAAGUACAAACGAUUGAUUUGUGGGAUACUGCUGGACAAGAAGAUUAUGACCGUUUAAGGCCACUCUCAUAUCCUGAUACCAAUAUUUUCCUCAUUUGUUUUUCAACAGUUCAUCGUAGCUCCUUUGACAAUAUUCAAAUAAGGUGGCUCCCUGAAAUUACACACUACGCACCAGGUGUUCCCAUGCUAUUGGUUGGUACAAAGGUUGACUUGCGUGAAGAUCCUCGUCACUUGACAGAAAAUAAGAACAAUACACGAGCAGGACCACCCAUAACAAAGGAAGAAGCAGAAAAGAAACGAAAGGAAUGGAAAAUGCAUCGUUAUGUGGAAUGUAGUGCCAAGACGCAACAUGGAGUGAAGGAAGUAUUCGAAACUGCUGUGAGAAUUUCAAGAAAUCCUGACAAGUUCAAAGAUUGGGAGGAAGAUACGACCUCGCUAGAAAAGAAAAAGAAGUGUCUCUUAAUGUAA